AUCUGCAUUUUCAUCAUGAUCAUGCUGUGCCGAGCGGUCUUCGUCUCUCGCGAAAUUGUCACUCGGGCAAGAAGGCCGGCGGAAGUUUUGGGAAGGCCGCUCUUCUUCCCCGUCACCGUCGCUCAUACCCGCCGGAACCCUGCAACCGACGUAUUCCAUAACCGCAUUCUCCUCGUCGGGGUACCUGUCGGUGACAAGUGUCACCAAGGACGCUUGCUCUCCAUGGCUGACGACUCUAGAAGCUCGAUGCCAUGGAAAAGCUGGUUCCAUUUCGACACUGCGCGGUAUCUGCAUCGCGGCGAUGAAGAACUUAGCCUGGAGGAAAAGUUGCAUAGGUUUUUACGGGCCCAGGACCUUGAUCCCAAAAGAUGGCCCUACGCGUAUCUCGUCAGCGUGCCACGGUGGCUCUGGUGGUCCCAUGGCGUCCUCAGCUGGUGGUAUCUCUACUCUCCGGACCGUGAGCUUGAUGCUGUGAUAAUGGAAAUCAACAACUUCUUCGGGGAGAAAAGAAACAUCUUCGUCCAAGUCCAAGGGUUGAGCCCAUCGUUCGGAGAGCUAGUUCCAUCGGCUAGUGAGGACCUCGACGCGGCAGGACUGAUGAGGUCACUGCCUUCAGUGCCCUCAUCUGGCUACUAUAAAGGAUCUUGCAUCAAGCCAAUCUACACCACCCCAUUCGGUACCGUUGACGGGGAAUUGGCAGCCCGCUUUUGCGAUCCCCUCCAAAGACAAUCAUGGAGGAGUACGGUGUCUUUCUCCAAUUUGACCAGCGUGGGAUCUGACGGCAAAACAAUGGUUUCAGCGAGGAUCAACUGCUGCGAGUCCCCAUUGGACCCGACUCGCGCAUCGGCGGUCCAGCUCUUCCUUUUUCUGAUCCGCUGGACUUUGCCUGGCACGCUGGGAAGCCCCCAGAUUCUCUACCAGGCCCUUCGAAUCAAAUACAGGGGCAUCAUGCGCAUGACGGAGCGACCCGUCAUCAGACGCGGCAGUCUACCGCGCAAAGCAAGCUCUGUGGAAAGAUCUCUCGAGUUUUUCUUCCGACAAUUCCUUGCCUAUCAAGUUCGAAACUUCCCGGAUGCGAUCGAGGUGACUUAUGUUCCAUCGCGUGCCUGGUCCGAUGAAUCAAUCUGUCUCCGCUCCUUCGCCUGUGGUGACACGAGUGAUGACAACAUCCGCCGCGUGGGAUUGGAACCACUCGAUCCUGGUUUCUUUGGUCGAUUCAUCCAUUAUUCCACUGUCACUGAGGGAGUGGCAACAGAGAUGCACCCCGCAGGGAGCCCAUCUGAUCCCGAGGCAAGCAACCUGUGGGCUUCUGAUCCGACAUUUAUUCUGGAAUUGCUUGGGUCGGGAGAUACUGCAUUUUCAACGAGUACACAUCCCUCUACGAGCCUAACGUGGCGAGUCCUUUUUUAUCUUCGAGGCUCCCAGAAAGAAACCACGUUGGAUUCAUUCUGCCGAGAAACUAUGGCACCAUCACUUCAGCUUCUCUACACUUCAUAUGCUCUGAAGGAUGUAUUCGGGAAAUGUUUUGGGCUAGACUGGAUUCGGAUGCUACAGAUUUACAGCACCAUUGGGGUAGUGGUUCUUAUCUGGUUGGCCUACAACGCAACGCUGUGCCUUCUCCUGGAUUUCUCUUUCUGGAAGUCAGGUUUGUAUGCAGGGACUGCCCUUUUCUUAGGGCAUGUUGGGGCCCAGGUUGUAACAAAACUCUAA
Messenger RNA from Penicillium alfredii, 1710 nucleotides. RefSeq lists its product as uncharacterized. The transcript is spliced from 3 exons. The annotation marks the transcript as partial. The record is from RefSeq and is a predicted model, not a curated record. Lineage: Eukaryota; Fungi; Ascomycota; Eurotiomycetes; Eurotiales; Aspergillaceae.